Messenger RNA from Penicillium arizonense, 1176 nucleotides. RefSeq lists its product as uncharacterized. Lineage: Eukaryota; Fungi; Ascomycota; Eurotiomycetes; Eurotiales; Aspergillaceae. Bases 1 to 1176 code for a protein of 391 amino acids. The transcript has 2 exons. The record is from RefSeq and is a predicted model, not a curated record.
AUGUCCGAUGCCGCCGCUAUGGACCGCGGUGGAAACGCAAGAAAUGCCUCGGGUGACGACUCGAGGUACCCUCAACUGGAUGUUGGGGAAACUUUUGACAUCGAUGACGAGCCCAUAGGUGUAGCUGCAGGCGCCGCCCGUCAUCAAGGAUCACGUCUUCCAAAACCCACAAAGUGUGACCUUGCUGCCAUCGAAAAACUGUCUAGUACGGAGACCGACCCGACUGAAUGGAUAAUGCAAGUGGAGGACACGCUAGAACCGAUGAUACUCGGAGACCUUAUCGACCUAUCGUUGCCGAGACCAGGAGUCGAUGACCCAUCUUUCCGGAGAUGGUCAUACUGGUCAGCAUCAGUAGGGAGAUGGAUAGGCCUCCAAGUGGACAAAGACACGAGAACUCGCCUCGCUGGCCUCGCGGAGAGACCAAAGAUAGCCGAUGUGCUUUUCGAAGAGCUCGUUAGCUAUGCGCGGGGAGGAGAAAGAUCAGAUAACCUAAUGAUCGACAUUUACAAGCUCGCGGACAUGAAGAGAGAGCACUUCAGCUCCGUAGAGGAAUACAUCACGAGUUACCAGAGACAGAUCAGCGUCCUACGCCGUGUCAAGCUAGCGCCUUUGCCUUUUCACGCUACUGCAAUAAUGCUCCGAGAAGUCGAGGAAGAGCUUCCGGGAAUGGCUUUCAUGAAGGAGGCAUUACAAAAAGUGGCGAAUCCACAAGAAAUGACUCAGGAAGACACCUAUUCUGACCGAUACGACUACGCCGACUGUGGAAGAGGCCGUGGCCGUGGCCGUGGUGGAUACAACCGUGGCGGCCAGCGUGGCCGUGGACGCGGAGGAGGUGGAGGCAACGGAUCAUCGCAUGAAGAGCACACCGAUCGUGGAAGCUCUCACACUAGCAAUCUAAGCGGCAUAGCAUCUGCUAGGAACGCGCCCCUAAAAGGGAAGGAUAUCUACCGAUACGCAAGGGAAUGCCGUGAAGCUGAGAAGCAACGCAUCGAUGGCUUUUGCAGUUUUUGUGGAUUUGGGCCACACACUGCUAAGCAAUGCUUCUAUCUUGCUGAAAAUCCUGACUGCGAGUGGGACCUACCAAUAAGCUGCUGGUCUCUCUCGGUAGCACUUCGUGAGCGGAAGGAUAGCAAGGGCAGAGCCUCACUAGCCAUUGAGAUGCUAGCCGAGGAUUAG